Messenger RNA from Cyphomyrmex costatus, 1260 nucleotides. Its product is annotated as protein phosphatase 1 regulatory subunit 42. The record is from RefSeq and is a predicted model, not a curated record. Bases 169 to 1248 code for a protein of 359 amino acids. The transcript has 6 exons. NCBI's taxonomy places the organism in Eukaryota, Metazoa, Arthropoda, Insecta, Hymenoptera, Formicidae. Gene Ontology annotation, molecular function: protein binding.
UACAUAAAUUUCCUUUUUAUUUUUGCUUUGUACAUAAAAUCGUAGCACAAAACUUCUAUUUCAAAUCGUUGUUAUGUGAAUUACGUCUUGUGUUUGAUCAAUGAAGUUCUGCGACCAUCUUUGCAGACCACUUAUUGCACUUUCAUAAUUUAUAUUUCUCUUACAAUCAUGGUGAAAUUAACAACAGACAUCGUCGAAAAAAAGUGUUCUCAAAUAUUAACUAGUAAAUCACUCAGUAAAACAAUAAAAAAAGAUGAAUUGUGGAAAUUAACUCAUUUACAUAUGAAUGACAUGUUUAUCAGCAGUAUUGACAACAUCGCUAUUUACAAAAGCUUAAAAGUCCUAUAUCUUCAGAAUAAUAACAUAUCAAAAAUAAAGAAUCUACAUUUUGCAUGUAGUUUGACACAUCUGUAUCUACAACAUAAUACCAUAACGAAAAUGGAAAAUUUGGAAUCUCUACAGAAUCUCCAAAAACUUUAUCUAGGAUACAAUAAUAUUGUUGUAAUUGAAGGAUUAGAAAAUACAAAGAAAUUACAAGAAUUGCACAUCGAGAGUCAGAAAAUACCACUCGGUGAAUCAUUAUGCUUCGACCCACGCAGCGCUUUUAUUUUAUCUAUGUGUCUAAGAGUUCUUAAUAUUUCUGAUAACAAAAUGAUAUCCUUGAGAAAUCUAAUAAGAUUUCAAGAAUUACACACGUUGGAUGCAAAAAAUAAUCUGAUCGAUAAUAUGGAUGAUUUAACUGCGACAAUAAGUACAUUGAUUUCUUUAAAAGAUUUAUCUUUACAAGGUAAUCCAGUUACGCGAUCUUACAGAUAUAAGGAAAAUUUAAUUGCAAACAGCGUUUCGCUAGCUAAUCUCGAUGGAAAAAUUGUAACCGACAUAUGUCGAAAUUUUAUGAAAAGAUUUAAAAUGGAGAAACACAAUCAACGUACAAGAAAUGCAACUAAAACUCAAUUAGGAGAUGAUAUAACAAGUUCUCUGAACUUGCCACCAGCCUUCAAAAGAUCUAUCUCGAGAGCAAUUUUUCAGCAUCCUGGACCACAUUUAUCUAUAACAAUUACCCCUGGAUUUCUUUCGGUAGGAAGCCAGCUACAUGCGUUCCCACUUUGGACGUCAGCAUCUGGCAUCAGAAGUACCAAGGAUAAUCAUGUAAUACCGAGACCAUUUUGGAGUAAUGUAAUUAAAAACAAGGAAAUCCGUUUAACUCGCUCACAUAAUAAUAAAACAAUUGCAUUACCCCUUAUUUAAUUCUUUUUAACA